AUGGUCAGAGAGCCUUCCAAAGCGACCGUAUCACGUGUGGAGGAGGGCAGUGAAGGGGUACCGUUGUCCGAUGCAGGGAAAAAAGAGCAAGAGAAAGUGGUUGAGCGUUUGCGAGAGGCGACCGGCGACGGCGACGACGGGUUACCUGAUCGUGGGCAACGUAAAAAGGAAGCGGGAGAUGGGGUGGACGGCUCAAAUGGGGAGAGAACGGCGGACAGCAACGGGGAGAUGGGAAAAGAGGACGGCGAUGGAGGCAAGGGGGAGAGCAGGGGUGAGGGUAACGGGGAAGGGAGCGAUGGACUGAAAGUGGGGACUGAUGUGAAGGAUGAGGGGAUGAGAGAGAAAGGGGACGGAGAUGGUCAGGGCGAGGAAAAACUUUCUGAGGCAACUCAGAUGUCAUCGGAGGGGCGGCAGGAUGAGAAUGUGGUGGUGGAGAGUGAGGGAGGGAGCCGAGGCGUAGGAGAGAAAGGGGAAGAGGAGAGGAAAGAGGAGAAGAGAGGGAUCGAGGUGGAGGAGGUGGAGAAAAAAGAGGGGAAGAGGGAGGAGGAGGAGAAGGAGAAGGAGAAGGAGAAGGAGAAGGAGAAGAAGGGGAAGGAGGAGAAGGAGAAGGAGAAGGAGAAGAAGGGGAAGGAGGAGGAGGAGACGGAGAAGAAGAUGAAGGGGAAAGAGAAGGAGGAGAAGGAGAAGGGGAAGGGGAAGGGGAAGAAGAAGGGAAAGAAGCGUCAGCAACGCAGACCCAACCCACCUGUUGGUUCUCCCCCCUCUCCGAUUGCCAACCUUCGGGAUGAUAAUCCCGCCCCCACUCCCAUGCAAUCCCACCCCACUCCCAUCUUCCCCCGCCUCCCUCCCCCAGUACCCGCGGACUGCGACCUGUACCACGGCACUCCCCGCGAACUGCGACCUGUACCACGGCACGUGGCAGCCAGACGCAACUUGAAUCCCCUCGUUAUUUUUUCCCGCUCUUUGAUUGCCCAUGACCCGCCCCCUUCCCAGUCCCCGCGGACUGCGACCUUCCCCGCGGACUGCGACCUGUACCACGGCACGUGGCAGCCAGACUUAGAACCGCCGCUCUACACCAACAACACGUGCGCCGCCAUCUCGCAGCACCAGAACUGCCAGGGCAACGGGCGGCCGGACAGUGGGUACGAGCGGUGGCGGUGGCGGCCGGGGGGGAGGGAGGAGUGCGGGGCGCUGCCGCGGUUUGAUGCGGUGGAGUUCAUGCACGUGAUGCGAGGGAAGAGCGUGCUAUUCGUUGGGGACUCUGUGGCAAGGAAUCACAUGGAAUCCCUGAUCUGCCUGCUGAGCCAGGUGGAAACCCCCCACCUGCGGGGCAGCAAGAGUCUGAUCCGAAUGGUCUUCCCGCGCGCCAAGCUCACCAUAGCACGCAUCUGGUCCGCCUGGCUCGUCCACGAGUCCCCCGACCCUCCCCCCUCCGCGCUGCCCUCCGCCCCUGCGGACCUUCCGCGCCUGCACCUGGACAGGACGGGGGAGAAGUGGUGGGGGGGUGUAGAGCGGUACGAUGUGGUGGUGCUGUGCACUGGGCACUGGUUUGUUAAGCCUGCUCUGUUUGUUGUGGGGGGACGCGUGGUUGGGUCGCAGGGCGGGUGGUGGGAAGCGCAUGGGAAGGAGUUGGAAGGGGUGGGAGGAGGGGAGAGUGGCGAGGAGACGAGAGGAGGAGCAGGAGGAGGAGAGGGAGGAAGAGCAGGAGGGGGAGGAGGAGGAGAUGGAAGUGGGAAAGAGAGUGGUUCUGAAGGCAGUUCGGGGCAGCUGGAAAGGAAGGGAGGUGAGAGUAGUGGGCAGGAACAGCAGGGGGAGCAGCGGAGACGGUUGGAGGGAAGGGUAGUGGCUGAUGAUACAAAGCUUGUAGAGAACACGUACAGAGCAGCCAGGAGCAGCAGAUGGGUGACGGAUACACAGAAGGAUCUACAGAAGGAUACACGGAAGGAUACACAGGUUCCAGUGAACAAUACUGCUGCUUUCUCAAUUGCCAUUCGGACCGUCUUUGCUGACGUGGCGGCUGCUGUCAAGGCGAACCCGAAGCAGCUGUUUGUCUUCCGAACCUACUCCCCGGACCACUACGAGGGCGGGCAGUGGAACACCGGAGGCUCGUGCGCAGGCCUGGCCGAGCCUCGCGGCAGCGGCUACACCUACGAGAACACGUACGGGAACGCAAUUUAUAACGAGCAGAAGGCAGCUUAUAACAAGGCUAUGGAGGGCCUGGGAGAAGACUACAAGUGGCGGUUUGGCCUGAUGGACAUAAUGCCGAGUGCGGGGUUGAGAGUUGAUGGGCAUCCAGGGCCAUAUAGAAGGUUGAACAGUGUUGCCGAGCUGGAGAAGCGCAGGGAGGAGGAUAAGGAGGCCAAGUAUCCCCCCCCGCAGGACUGCCUGCACUGGUGCCUGCCCGGGCCUAUAGACUCGUGGAAUGUGUUUCUGCUGCAGCUGAUCAAACGGAAGAGAGUCAUGGGGCAGGCAGGGGCGUAG
Messenger RNA from Closterium sp. NIES-65, 2481 nucleotides. The record is from the annotation of a GenBank genome assembly. Lineage: Eukaryota; Viridiplantae; Streptophyta; Zygnematophyceae; Desmidiales; Closteriaceae.